This is a messenger RNA of Morchella importuna, 1053 nucleotides long. RefSeq lists its product as uncharacterized. Bases 1 to 1053 code for a protein of 350 amino acids. The record is from RefSeq and is a predicted model, not a curated record. The transcript is spliced from 2 exons. NCBI's taxonomy places the organism in Eukaryota, Fungi, Ascomycota, Pezizomycetes, Pezizales, Morchellaceae.
AUGCCGCCGAAAACACCCUCCCCCACAACCACGCCCUCCCCCACACCGGCCUCCACACCCACACCCGCUGCAACACCGCUCACCAAGCCCGCACACUCCACAUCCAACUCCCCCGUCCUCCGAAGCAUCCAAUCCCACCUAAACCUCACCCACAACGACGCCCUCUUCACCGCCCUCCGCGCAACAGCCCACACCCUCCUCACCGACGCCGGCAUCCUCCUCGCCAGCGCAAACGACCAGGCCGUGCAGAUCCGCAAGCGCCAGGUCGCGCACGAGCUCGAGAAACUGCACCCGGAGGUCUUUGCCGCCGGAACGGCGGCGGGGACGGGGAUGGGGACGGGGGCAGGAGGGGAGAGGACGUACGAGAUGAGGAAAAACACGAGUUAUGCCCUGCUGACGCUGACGAUGGAUGUGGCGAAGCGGCGGAUGAAGCGGCGGAGGGGUGCAGGCGCGGGUGCGGUGACGGUAACGGUGACGGCGGAGGAGGCGAUGUCGGCGGCGGUGGGGAGAGGUGCAGGUGCAGGUGGUGGUGGAGGUGGAGGUGCGGCGGGGAGGAGGAAUACGCCGUCGCCGUCGCCACCGCCGCCGCUGCAGAUGGCGGUGACGUCACAGCUGCAGAUGCAGACGCCGCUGACGCCGCUGGCGGUUGGAGACACGCCGCCACCCACAGCACUACCGACACCGCCCACCUCGAGUUCCGCGGCGUCGUCACAACUGCCUACCUCCACCUCCACCUCCACACCCACACCCCCAGCAUCCCAAACCGGACCAACACCGCCGACAAUCCUCAUCCCCCUCCCACACCCGCUCACGCCGCGCGACUGCUGCCGUGUGCAGCUCUGCGACCUCACCGACUCCACAUCCACCAACCCGACGCUGCGGAGGCUGCACGAGUGUCUGCGCGAGGACGGGCUGCCGUGGGAGUGUGGCGAGUACGUGAUCCUGGACAGCGACGGCGUGGCGGUACGGAAUGACCGUGGGCUGCGGUGUGCGUUGGGGGUGAUGGCGGCGAGGGGGCUGGGGGUGGGGGUGUGGAGUGUUGUGAGGUUGUGA